Messenger RNA from Sarcophilus harrisii (Tasmanian devil), 5563 nucleotides. Its product is annotated as FRAS1-related extracellular matrix protein 3-like. The coding region runs from base 187 to 5535 and encodes 1782 amino acids. NCBI's taxonomy places the organism in Eukaryota, Metazoa, Chordata, Mammalia, Dasyuromorphia, Dasyuridae. The record is from RefSeq and is a predicted model, not a curated record. The transcript has 2 exons.
GGGCCGGCUGGCAGAGGGGCGUCUGCGCGCCGCUGGGGCUGCAAGUAAGGAGGGGGCAGGGGGUGGGGCCUCGCCUAGGACCCCUCCUCUCCCUUUCUCCGCCGCUACCUGCCACAGCGGAGGCUCCGCCAGUCGGGUCCGAGCGCCGCCACCUCUGAGCAGCCGCGGAUCCCAGCCGCGACAGACAUGACCGGCGCCUGGCAUCGGCCCCCGGGCACUGCCCGGCGCCUGCUGACGGCGCUCGCCGCGCUCCUGCUGGGCUGCCCGGCGCUCCGGGCACAGACGCCCGAACCCGAGCUCUCGGCGCGGGCCCUGGUGCCGGCCACCCGCGGCUCCGAGGGCGCAGGCAUCCUGGCAGCGCCGCCGGGGCUCCGGGUACCCCUGGGUCGCUCCGUGUGGCUGGACCCGGGCCGGGACCUGGUGCUCCGCGUGCGGCCCGGGGACCGGUGCGCGGUAACCGUGGUGGGCGAGGACGGAGGCGGAGGGGCUGCAGGCUCGCCAGCGCCCGGCGCGCUCACCCCCGCCAGCUUCCCGUGCGCCUUCGGGCCGGAGCAAGUUCUCUACACUCACUUUGGCGCCCGCAGCCCCUCCCGGCACCGGCUCCGGCUGCAGCUGCGCUGUGACUCCUCGAGCCGGACCCUCGUGCUGCCCUUCACCCUGCCCGUGGACGUGGACUCCACUCGGCUCGAAGUGGUCACUCGCAACCUGCCCUUGACCGUGGUCAGGCUGCGGGGCUUCAGCAACGCCGUUGACCACAGGGUGCUGAACUUCUCCACUGCCUCCCUCGCCGCUUCCCCUCGGGAUGGGGCCCCUCUAGCGUGCCGUCUCACCCCACUUCCCCGGGAAAGCGGCCCUUUGCCCAGGCAUGGGAAGUUAGUGAGCCCCUCCGGUGCCCCGUUGUCCCCGGGGAGGGAGAUGGACUGUCAAGCGUUCCUGAAUGCCGGGGUGCGCUACCGACACCUGGCCAGCACCCCGUCCCCCGAUCGGGACCGUGUGCCCUUCCUGGUGGAGAUCUUGGGGCCGGAAAAGGAGGAGGCCGUGGGACUCCCCAGGAUCCUGGCCCGGGAGCACUUCCACAUGCUGGUGAGAAUUCAGGAAGGAAGGGAGAACACUCCACCCAGGCUUAGCUUCGGAGCCAUGAUGAUGAUGGAGGUGGGCCAGUUCGUACUGACUCCUCUGACCCUGGAGUCCCUGGCCGCGGAGGAUGUGGAAACCAGUUCCGAUGACUUAGUCUUUAACAUCCUCAACUCCCCCACUGUGCUUCCCGGGUCCCAUAGGCAGCGAGGCUACUUCAUCAAUACCGACGAUCCCUUCGGAGGAACAGUCACCUCCUUUACUCAACAGGACCUGAGAGAGCUGAAGAUCGCCUACCAGCCUCCCACGGGGGACUCCAACCGGGAGCGCCUUUUCCAGCUAGAGAUGGAGGUGAUGGAUGCGGAUGGAGCCGCCUCUGCCCCAUUCGCCUUCAUGGUCGUAGUGAAGCCCAUGAAUACCCUGGCCCCCGUGGCCUCUCGGAACCGGGGACUGUUGCUGUUCGAAGGUCAGUCUCGGCCUCUGUCCGACGCCCAGGGCUUGGAGAUCAGCGAUGAAGACAACCUGGAGGAGGUAAGGGUGACCGUAGCAAAGGGUCUAAGCCACGGGCAGCUGGUGGUUCUUGGAGCACCUCCAGGGCGCAAAUUUUUCACCCCAGCGGAGCUGACUGCAGGAAGGGUGAUCUACCAGCAUGACGGCAGUGACAGCUACAGUGACAACGUCAUUUUCCGCCUCAGCGACGGGCACCAUGAUGUAGAAUUCCUAUUUCCCAUCACCAUUGUCCCUGAGGAUGACGAGCCGCCAAUUGUCAGCACCAACACUGGGCUCUCCUUAGCCGAGGGCGAAGUGGUCCGGAUUUCCCACUUGGUUCUUAGUGCCACAGACAUUGAUUCUGAAGACUCAACCAUUCGCUUUGUACUAAAGACAUCGGCCCUGGAGGGGAAGGAGGGAGAGCCAAGGUGGGACCUGGCCCCCAGUCCCUCCCUCACAAGGCAGCGCCUAGGAGAGGUCCUGUUGCGCCAAAGUGAACCCCCAUCAUCCCUGAUGGCUGAAGGAGGGCAAGGCUGGACCUAUGUGGAAAAAGAGGACCUCUAUGAAAAGGUGGUGACUGAAUGGCUGCAGCAAGACAUCCUGGAAGGGAGGCUCUUUUACCGCCAUCUUGGACCCCACAAGCCCAGCUCCAUGAUAGAUCAGCUGGUGUUCCACGUGCAGGAUGAUCAUGAUCCACCCAACCAAUCAGGUCAACACUUUUUCACCAUCAAGGUGCAGCCGGUGGAUGUUCUGAGCCCAGAGUUGCAUCCAGGAGUGAGCCUAGAGAUGACUGUGAAAGCCUACCAGCUCACUCCUUUCCAAAAGCAAUUUCUCUGCUAUACUGAUGCGGAUUCUGAUGACUGGCACUUGCAAUAUAUGCUCCUGACACCCCCUAUGGACAUGGAUAAUAACCACCCUGUUCCGGCCGGGGAAAUUGUGCUUACCGAUGAGCCCACGAGGUCAGUCACGCAGUUCACGCAGGCCCAGGUGAAUCACCACAAAGUGGCCUACCAGCCCCCUCAGCAGGAAGUGGGCAUUGCCCCCCGAGUGGUCCAGUUCACCUACCGUGUGGAGGAUGCCGCGGGUAACUCUGUGCCAGGUACCUUCCGUUUGUUCCUGCAGCCCGUGGACGACCAGCCCCCAGAGGUCACCAACAGAGGCUUCGCUGUGCAGAAGGGCGAGAGCUUUAUUCUGACCAGCAGGGAACUCGAUGUAACAGACCCAGACACAGAAGCUGACAACAUAGUGUUCACUUUAGCACAGGGCCCCCAACAUGGUCAGCUCCUUUAUUUAGAAGGAGUCAUGACCUCAGGGACUUACUUUAUGAAGGAUGAUAUCAUUAAGGGACACGUCUCCUAUCAACAUGAUGGGAGUGAGACCACCAAGGACGCCUUCCAGUUGCUUGUGAGUGACAGGAUCCAUCAAGUGCCCAUUAUAGUCCGAAUUAUUAUAAAGACUAUUGAUGACAGGACCCCUGUCCCUGGCGGUGGCUGGGUGGGCACUGCUAUUGAUGUCCUAGAGAAUGGGGCCACAGAAAUGACCACAGGUAUCAUCCAGGGCACAGAGAAGAACACAGAUGAUCUGAUGUUGACCUUCAUGGUAGAGAAAUCCCCACAGCUGGGCACUAUCCUGCUGAAUGGGUUGCCCACAGAGCAGUUCACCCAAGGAGAUCUCAUCAAUGGGGCAGUAACCUAUGCCCACACAGGGGGUGAGAUUGGUAUGCAGAAGCAGCAUGAUGCUUUCAACCUUACAGUAUCUAACCCCUCUAAUAUCUGGAUGGUAGCGGGCAAAGUAGUGGAGGGUGUGCAGGUACAGGUGACUGUGUUACCCCUCGACAGUGUGCCUCCUGAAGUGAAAGGAGGGGAGCUGCUCAGUGUCCCUGAGGGGGGGAAAGGUACUUUGACCCUGAGACAUUUAGACGCUAAGGAUGUGGAUACCCCCCAUGAUGAUAUCUUAUGUACUAUCAUUGGGCAGCCUUCAUUUGGAUACCUGGAAAAUCUCUCUCCAGCCCCUGGCUCCGAGAAGUCCCAGGUGGGUAACCCUAUCAGUGCCUUCACCAUCAAGGAUAUAUGUCUGGGGCACAUCAAUUAUGUCCAGAGUAUCCACCAAGGGAUAGAACCACGGGAAGAUCAGGUCACUUUUUAUUGCUCUGACGGUGUCAAUGUUUCCCCCAAUUACAUUUUCCCCAUCAUCAUCCUGCCCACCAAUGAUGAGCAGCCAGAACUUUUCAUUCAUGAUUUUGUGGUGCUGGAAGGGAUGAGUCUAGUAAUAGACACCCCUCUACUCAAUAGUGCCGAUUCGGACCUGCCACCAGAUGAGCUACGAUUUCAGGUCACAGUACUCCCCCAGAAUGGACGGAUCGUUCAGCAGUUGGCCACUGGAAGCCGCCCCGUCCACAGCUUUACCCUAGAGGAGAUUCAAGAGGCUUCCACUAUUGUAUAUGAACACGAUGACUCAGAAACCACAAUGGACAGCUUUGAGGUUUGGGUGACUGAUGGGAAGCACGCGAUCCAUAAGAAGAUACCAAUCACAGUGAUCUUGGUGGAUGAUGAGACCCCACGGCUGUCCAUCAAUGAUGGCCUGGAAGUGGACAUUGGACAGACCAAAGUCAUCACUAACCAGGUCCUCAAGGCCACAGAUCUUGACUCAAAUGACAAGGACCUCGCUUACAUUCUUCGAUCAGGUCCUGGACAAGGACUCCUCCAGAAGCUCCUUGAGCCUGGAGGAAAGGUGUGGAGUAAUCUCACUCUGGGUAUGAAUUUUACUCAGUCUGAAGUUGACCAGGGCUUAAUCUGUUAUAGCCACAAAGGUCUAGGAGGGGUCCAGGACCUAAUCAAAUUUGAUGUGACUGAUGGAAUUAACCCCUUGAUAGAUAGAUAUUUCUAUGUCACUAUCAGUGGCCCAGACAAAGUUUUUCCUGAAGUGAUCAACAAAGGGGUGACCCUCAAAGAAGGUGACAGAGUGACCCUCACCACUGAUCUUCUCAGUACUAGUGACAUAAAUAGUCCUGAUGAACAAUUAUGCUUCAGUAUCACCCGUGCCCCAAAUCGAGGACACUUGGAAAGUUCUGACUUUCCUGGAAAGCCCAUUGAUUCUUUUACUCAGCUUCAAUUGGCUGGCAACAAAAUCUCCUAUGUCCACACUGCAAAAGAUGAGGUAAAGAUGGACAGUUUUGAGUUUGAGGUGACCGAUGGUCACAAUACUAUUUUCCAGACCUUCCAUGUCUUUAUCAUUGAUGUGGACAACAAAAAGCCAGUGUUGACCGUUCACCCCUUGUUGGUGCAGGAAGGAGAGAGAAAGUUGAUUACUCCAUUUGAACUCUCAGCUGAGGACCAGGAUAGCCCAGAUGGCUCUCUGCUCUUCACAAUCACCCACAUCCCCGCCCAUGGACAAAUUCUAUAUAACGGCAGUCAGCCCAUUACCAGCUUCACCAAACAAGAUCUGAAUGAGAAUUUGAUCAGCUACUGGCAUGAUGGCACAGAGACCACUGAGGAUAGUUUCUCUUUCGUUGUGACAGAUGGCACACAUACAGAUUUCUUCAUCUUCCCAGAUACUGUCCUAGCGACUCACAAGCCCCAGGUGAUGAGGAUCCGAAUCAAUUCCUUGGAUAAUGGAAUACCCCGGGUUGUGGUCAACAAGGGGGCCCCAGAUUUGAGGAUUCUUCGGACUGGUCAACUAGGCUUCCUGAUCACCAGCAAGUCUCUUAAAGCAGAGGAUCAAGACAGUCCACAUAACCUUCUAAAAUACACAGUCACCAGUGGACCCGAACAUGGCCACCUCAUUCACCUUGACCUUGGAAAUGAGAACAUUAAGGUGUUCACACAAGAUGAUAUUGAUAAGAUGAAGCUCUGCUAUGUCUUGAAAGUGGGCAGCAAUGCAACCAGUGACAUUUUCUACUUCUCUGUUGAAGACUCUGGUAAGUCAGUAUCAACUUUUGCAAAAAUGCCACUGGUAAACAAAAUCACUAUAUGAAUUUAUAAAAUGUUUUCUACAGUAAUCA